CUCUUUUCCCCUUUUCUCCCCUGCAUCAAUGGCUUCGCAGUUGCGGCUCGCUGCUGCGAUUUCGUUUCCCACUCUCUCUGCUGCCUUCGAUGCCCUCAACCACAGACGUCGCAAAGGCAUCCUUCAGACAUCGACGGACCGCACUCACCAGAGGGACACACACCCUCGCCGAUGGGCGUUUCUCUCAUGUUCUGUGGCAUAUGCAAGCUCUGGAGGCACAGAGAGUGCCGUGGCGAAAUCGGCUGGCGGCGAGGCAGCCAAAAAGGGCGAGGAGCUUCGGGCGAAGUUGGAGAGCGCUUUGCAAGCUCUGGGCCCCCGGAGGAUCACGGGCAACUACGAGAACAGGCUGAAGAGCUGUGCUGCACCUGAAAAGGUAUUGUACCUGGAUGACGCUGCACGCGGCACAGUGCAUGUGCCUGUGUGUGCAACAUGCAGGUGUUUGAGUACUUCGCAAGCAUCGCCGACAAGAGAACCAAGGACAGGUUCAUGAACAAAGACGACUUCGUCAACGCUAUCAUUCCCUACAAUUUCUUUAAGCCCUCCGAGACGUCGGCAUCUCUAGAGGCGGUGCCCGGGGCGGGGGGGAUGUCGGUGUUCGACGUUGCUGACAGCAACAAGGACGGGCGGAUAUCCUUCGCUGAAUUCCUCUUCUUCACCACACUUCUCUCCACCCCGGCAAACGACUUUGAACUCGCCUUUCGGUAGGUCUCUGAUGUGUGGGCACUAUCUUCUUGUGGUCGUUUGUGUGUCCUGCGUAUGUCUCGUCGCAGUUUGUUCGGCAAGACAGCCAAUGAAGGGUCCUCGGCCUCCACUGCUAAGCGCAGGGAGGCAUCCGUGACAUACGAUGAGUUUGUGAAGCUCAUGACCACCAUGAUCAAGUCAGAGAGACACGCAUGCCUCAGGGACGACAGAGGUGUCAUUCGUCUCUGCUCCGGUACGCAGGCGUUCCCCGCGUGGCGGUCGGUACCGGUCCGCGGCCCUUGGCAGUUCCGGCAUGAAGCUUCCAGAUGGCAGAGGUGUCUCAUUCAACGACUCGCCGGAGGCCGUGUGCAAGGAGUGCCUCAGUGGCACCCUCGGCGACCACUUGUUUGGCAAAACGAGGGACAGACCGCUGCCGUGGCACAAGUUCGAUGAGUUGCUGUUCCUCCUUCACGAAGAGGUGCUGUUUAUCGAGUUCAAUAGGUGCGGAGACGUGCAGGGAAGAAGCAAGGACGCGUCGCUAUCAGGUGGGGAUGGAUGCCGGCAGGCAACACACAGCGCCAGGGUGCAUGCAUUGAUGUGUCUCCUGCCUGCAGCAUCUGAGUUUGCCCGGCUGUUUGUGGGGUUCGUGCUGCCGGCACAGAUGGAGAACCUCGCGGAGCGCAUCCGCACGCUGACCUUCAGGAACGAGCGGGUCACCUUUGCCGACUACCUGGCGUUUGACAAGUGCGUCAGGAAGAUCGAUGACUUCAAGACGGCUGUGCGACUGACGGAGGGCGACAGGGGGCUGACAAGAGAGUGUCUCGCCAGUGUGUUGAACAUCCUGUCGCGCGACGUUGAGUCAGACCGAGACUUCGGUCCGUUGGUGGAUGUGGUGUUCCGCGUGUUUGAUGUCGACGGCAGUGGCUCGCUGGAGUUUCAUGAGUUCUUCACCCUCCUUAAACACAGGUACGCUGUCAUGUGCCUCCCCCAUCAGCAGGGAUGCGCUCAGACCCGUCCCCACGUGUGUCUCUGUGUGUCUGCCAGACAAUCGUACUUCAAUUUUCCAGAGUAUGGCUUCGGGAGUAAGAUUGAGCAGGUAUGCAAGGUGCCCUCAUGAUGUUGGUCGUGAUGCCCUCCCUGCCCUCAUGUCUGUAUCCAUUCGUUCAGCUGGCGGGGUGCGUGAAGACGAUGUACCAUAUCGUUGCCGCGAAAGGGUAGCUUGCUUGCUCAUGGUUUUACGAUCGCAUGAACAUUUGACUGGCGCAGCAGCCAGCGAAAAACGAGCCAGUCCAACGAGUCUCCUCCCUCCAAAACCAUAUAGUCUGUCUCUCCACACCAACAUCCCAUCCCAUCCAGACAUGCAAGAGACCGACGAAC
Messenger RNA from Vitrella brassicaformis, 2058 nucleotides. NCBI's taxonomy places the organism in Eukaryota, Vitrellaceae. The record is from the annotation of a GenBank genome assembly.